CAGCGAGCCCCGCUCCACUCACACACUCACUGCUCCGCUAAAGAUGUGAAAAUGGCGGAGCUACAAAUGCUUCUGGAAGAGGAGAUUCCAGCAGGACGAAGCGCACUACUAGACAGUUUCACUAAUUUGGAAAGAGUCGCGGAGUACUGUGAGAGCAACUAUGUCCAGUCUCCAGACAAGCAGAGGGCGCUGGAGGAGACCAAGAACUACACUACCCAGUCUUUGGCCAGCGUAGCCUACCUGAUCAACACGCUGGCCAACAAUGUCCUGCAGAUGCUGGACAUCCAGGCCUCGCAGCUCCGCCGCAUGGAGUCCUCCAUCAACCACAUCUCACAGACAGUGGACAUCCACAAAGAGAAGGUAGCGCGGCGGGAGAUCGGCAUCCUCACCACCAACAAGAACACAUCCCGCACACACAAGAUCAUCGCCCCAGCCAAUCCAGAGAGGCCUGUACGCUACAUCCGCAAGCCCAUCGACUACAGCCUGCUAGACGACAUGGGCCACGGAGUCAAGGCCAGCGCUCAGAACAUGAAGGCCGGAGGAGGCGGACUCCCUCGCACCAACCCCCCCACACAGAAGCCCCCCAGCCCACCCAUGACGGGCAAAGGGACCCUUGGGCGCCACUCCCCCUAUAGGACGCUUGAGCCGGUGCGUCCGCCCGUUGUCCCUAACGACUACGUCUCAAGCCCGACGCGCAACAUGGCGCACCCCCAGCAGAGCCCUGCACGCACUGCAUCCGUUAAUCAGAGGAACCGCACGUACAGCAGUGGGAGCAGCGGAGGCAGCCACCCCAGCAGCAGUCGCAGCAGCAGCCGAGAGAACAGCGGCAGCGGCAGCGUGGGCGUGCCCAUCGCUGUUCCGACCCCAGCCCCACCCACUGCCUUCCCAGGUGCUCCUCAGUUCUACAGCAUGAACCGCCCGGCGCAGCAGCCCCAAAACCCGCCAGUGGGAGGCUCCCUGCCGUACCGCCGACCCUCGUCUGUCACCGGUCAGCCCAACAUGGCCCACAACCAGAGCCAGCUCAACGGUGGACCACACUUCGCCCAGAACCAAGCAGGCCCGCUCGCGCCCCCUCCCCCCUCCAUGCAGAUCACCCCUCAGCUGCCUCUGAUGGGCUUUGUGGCCCGAGUUCAGGAGACUAUCUCAGACGUGCCGCCCCCGCCUCCACCUGCUGAAGAGCCAGUGUUUGAGGAGCCUACACCACCUCCCCCGCCGCCGGAGGACUACGAGGAUGAUGAGGACGAGGAGGAGUCGGCGGUGGUGGAGUACAGCGACCCCUACGCCGAGGAGGACCCACCAUGGGCUCCACGCAGCUACCUGGAGAAAGUGGUGGCCAUCUAUGACUAUACCCGCGACAAAGACGACGAGCUUUCGUUUCAGGAGGGCGCCAUCAUCUACGUGAUAAAGAAGAACGACGAUGGCUGGUUCGAGGGCGUGAUGAACGGGACCACAGGCCUCUUCCCAGGCAACUACGUCGAGUCCAUCAUGCACUACGCCGACUGAACAAUCCCCCCCCCCCUCUGAGCGGAAAGAAGAAGAGCAGCGGGAGGAGCGUUUGAUGGGGAAGGGAAGGGGGAGGGAGGGGAGCCGAAGGUUUAAAGGUCAAAGACUUUGAUCAGACAGAGUAUGAUCACCUCCAAAGGCGAAGAGAGAAAAGAGAGACGGGGGGAAGAGGAGGCAGUUUUUAAAGAAGUUGCAACAUGACAAACUGAUGCCCAGUCGUUCUCUCGACAUAGUCGCCAUUGUAAAACAACCACUACUCUAGAUAUAUCCUUCCCUGUAAUAUUUCUUUCUUUGUUUCUUUAUUUGACUGAGGAGGACUGGACGGUGAGAGAAUUAUUGUUUUUUUGAGAGUUUUGCGUUACGUUAUGAGGCCACUACAUUCAUUUUGCUUCAUUUUUUUGUUUUUGUUUUACCAAUUUGCCCUUAUUUUAAACAAUAUUUAUUUGGAUUCUGUAGUGGGAGAAAUGGUGAGGAAGUAGAUGGGGCUGCUGAGAGGGAUUUAGUCAGGAUUUUUCACGUCGCAGCCUCGGAGAAAGGGCUGGAGGAGAGAAUGCCUACAUGUGUAGAUUUUCUCCUAAACACUCCAGAGACAUUUUAGAGAAAAAUACACCUCUCUAUAUAUAAAGUAUAAUGCAACAACAAUAUCCUCGGUGGGAAAAAGUAGUAGUUUCUGUACUUGACAAAACUUUUAGUUAGGUACCUCAGCAGCGAGUGUGCCAAAGCUGACAUUUACUAAGAUAAGCACAUCAAAUGUCUUAAAGUGACAUACACGAAGCUAGAUAAAGUGGGUCAGAAAAGACGUCUGAAAGCAAAGAAAGCCCCGUGAGUGCUUUAUAUCCAGAUUUUUUCCUUUUUUUUUUUUUUUCAGAGUUUAUUUAAUUAUCUAAGAUGUUUUUGCGCCACGCACGUCUGAGGUUUCACUCGAAGGGGCGAGUUUAGUCACUACAUGCUUCACUUUGCUGGCCAGUGUGCAUUUUUCGGGGUGAAGGAUUCGUCAUCCAGCCCUCAAGUAAAGAGAGGAAAGCCAGAGAUCCUCAAUUGCACAAUGACCUGGAUUUUGAAGUCUUACUCUGCAGCUCCUGUCAUGAAUAAUAGAAGAAAUAUAUUAGCUCGACUGGCGCGCUAAUCGUUUGCAAUGUUCAUAUGCAUUCGAGAAAACUUCCUUUCUUUUUCUUUCAGUUGUUAAUUUUGCCGUUUAACAAAGGGGUCCAGAGUCAAGUUUUGCUUGCAGAGCGGCAGACUGCAUGUUUAAACAAGGAAAAAAAACCUUUUUCUUUUCUGCUCUACUGAUGAUUAAUGUCUUAAUAUUUUUAGAUAUGGUGUGGUUUGGUUUUUGAUAUUCACCCACAACGACAACGAUGCAUUUAGGUCAUUUCUAAGAUGCUUGUGCCAUAUUGAAGUGUGUGUUGCUGUUCAGAGGUUAUCACUUCAUUUGCAAUAAAUUGGCCAGAGUGGGGUGGAUUGUCGUUGAACUACAAAUCUUUAUUUUCCUUUCUUUCUCAUCAGUUUUCCCGAGUUAUUUUGAAUCAAAAGCACAUACAUUUGUAGUAAAAAGGUGUAGAAGAAGAAAUAAUAUAAAUGUGAGAUGUAUUAUGUCCUCAAAACAGGACUUACUGAAUAUGAAAAGAAGCCAGCUGUUGUGUUGAAAUGGUUUUAACCGUCGCAAGCCCCCGAUACUUCUUAAAGCCGUCAGUUUAGGCAUCGUUCGUCCUCCGUACAGUUUCCAAUACGCUUGGCUGUUGGGUGUUUGCGAGGGCUCAGUGCUUGUACUUAUGUCAGAAUCUUUAUUUUCUAUUAAAAAAAAAAAAAGAAAUAAUAACAAGUGGGUCUGUAUGUGAGUCUUGCAUGCCAUUGUUCUUAUCUGUACUGGUGUCCCAAAAACCUACGUGGCGAGAUCACCCAUUGUUAAAAAGACAAGCAGCCCUGCAGCUCUGACCAGGUACCACCAGCCUCAUCCAAAGAGACUGUACAACUUUACUUCAAGCCCACGUCCGGGGAGUCGCUCUCUGACCUGUGGGGGAGGAUGGAGGGGAGGGACCCGGCUCCCCCCCUGCCCUCUGACAGUAGCCGUGAUUACGUCAGUGGUGAAAAAUCCUGUGUGUAAGCUGCUAGUGAAUCCUGCGGACAAAGAAUCCGAACAGGCGGGAGGGAGACGAAUGAAUGAUGAUAAAUGUAAACACUCAAGCUUCAUGUAAAGCUCUACUCUUGUUUUAUAACGCUCACAUAGGAUGACACUGAAAAAAUACAAGUCCCAAACGAGGCCCUCGGUCUGCAGGAUUCACAGCCCCCUGGAGUCACAGACGUCCCUCGGGAUGUCAAGUUUAACAGUCCAUAAUGCCAUUGUGUUGCACAGUUAAAGUUGAAUUGCAGAAGUAUCAUAUUUGUAAAAUCAUGAGAACAAAGACAAUAAAAUUAUUAAGAUAUA
Molecule: messenger RNA, 3928 nt
Organism: Lates calcarifer (barramundi perch)
Lineage: Eukaryota; Metazoa; Chordata; Actinopteri; Centropomidae
Gene: abi2b
Product: abl-interactor 2b
Exons: 10
Coding region: 52-1503 (483 amino acids)
Cellular component (GO): lamellipodium
Molecular function (GO): SH3 domain binding
Source: RefSeq, a predicted model, not a curated record